AUGAACGAAGCAACAACCACCAUCACGUCAAUUUUGUCCUCGUCGUCUUUUUCACCAUGCUCUCCCAACGAAGUAGCCAUACGUCCCGGAGAUUGCGUCGAAGGCGGAGUCGAAGAAUGGUUGGAGGACGAAGCGUUGCCUGGAUUUCGUGUUUGGCAAUUAGCCGGAAUAAUCCUCUCCAUUUUGCUUAGCGUGCUCGUUGGACUUUGUUGCUGUAUUCGAUUCAGAGUGCCGCGCACUAAACAGGAAAUAGAGGCCAAUUACGUACGAGAAAAAAUUACGAAAAGCUUCAGAAACGAACUAUAUAAAAUCAACAACGGCGAAAUGGACGAAAUGGAUUUGGAAAAAGCUUUAAAUAAAAUUCGAAUCAAGUUCGACGCGGAAAUGCACGAAUCGCGAACGGAAAGUCGAAAAACAAUAGAAAGGAACACACAACGCGGAUUAUUAUCAAGAUUUAAUGCAACAAUUAGUGGAAUUCAUUUCACCAAGACUGACAAUAUCAUUUAA
Molecule: messenger RNA, 507 nt
Organism: Colletes gigas
Lineage: Eukaryota; Metazoa; Arthropoda; Insecta; Hymenoptera; Colletidae
Product: transmembrane inner ear expressed protein
Exons: 2
Coding region: 1-507 (168 amino acids)
Source: RefSeq, a predicted model, not a curated record